Sinocyclocheilus anshuiensis is the source of this 1751-nucleotide messenger RNA. Its product is annotated as homeobox protein OTX1 B-like. Lineage: Eukaryota; Metazoa; Chordata; Actinopteri; Cypriniformes; Cyprinidae. Gene Ontology annotation, biological process: multicellular organism development; regulation of transcription by RNA polymerase II. Gene Ontology annotation, cellular component: nucleus. The record is from RefSeq and is a predicted model, not a curated record. The coding region runs from base 1 to 543 and encodes 180 amino acids. Gene Ontology annotation, molecular function: RNA polymerase II cis-regulatory region sequence-specific DNA binding; DNA-binding transcription factor activity, RNA polymerase II-specific. The transcript has a single exon.
AUGCAUUUAACAGCACUUGGUAGCACCUCUACCUCUAUCAGUACUGUCUCCUCAAUCUGGAGCCCUGCCAUUUCUCCAGGCUCUGCACCCCCGUCUGUCUCCCUGCCGGAGCCCGUCGCUCCCGCAAACACCUCCUGCAUGCAGCGCUCCGUCUCAGGCACUGCUGGCUCCUCCUACCCCAUGCCCUACAACCAGACCACCGGCUACAGCCAGGGCUACCCGACUCCUUCCAGUUCUUACUUCAGCGGAGUGGACUGUGGCUCCUAUCUGGCCCCCAUGCACUCUCAUCACCACCACCCUCAUCAGCUCAGCCCUAUGACAGCGUCGUCCAUGCCCACGCACCCCCACCACCACAUCAGUCAGUCCUCAGGACAUCACCACCACCAUCAUCACCAGGCCUACAGUGGCACUGGCCUGGCCUUCAAUUCUUCUGACUGCCUGGAUUACAAGGAGCAAACGGCCUCCUCCUGGAAGCUCAAUUUAAACACUACAGACUGUUUGGACUACAAAGACCAAGCGUCCUGGAGGUUCCAAGUCUUGUGAUCUGAUUUUUUUUAAUGCCCUCUGUUUUCACCAUCUCUCUGUUUUAAUAGUGUGCUGAGUUUAAGGGAAAAAAAUAUAUGGACAAAGAUUUGAACACAAUAUUUAGAUGUGCAUCACAUUUUGAAAAGUGAGCCCCCCUUUUUUUUAGAGAAAAGAAAGGGGGAAAACGGCAAAGUUGUGGAGGGAAAUGAAAGCUAGUUUUCCCUUUUUUGUUCUUCCCUGAAGAGACUUAAUUAGAUUUACUCGACGACCCAGAGUUCUGGUUCUGAAGUGUUCUGCCGGACUCGCGUCACUCUCCUGCCUGAUCUGGAUUACCGUUUUUCUACACGGGACACUGAAUGCUCAGCGACCGUUUUACCUCCACCUCUCAAACCUGUACAGCUGUUUCGUUUUUCUAAAUAUGGUUAUUUUUUAGGAUGACAGAUUCUAGUCAGCUUAACGGAGCUGAAUUGUGUACAUAUGUAUUUGGGUCAGUUACAUUGACCAUAUUUAGUUGGUGUUACUGGAUUUCAAAUGGUUUAAUAAGACUUUGAAACGACUUUAUGUAAAUAUUUUUCCCAAAUAAUCCAAAGAUCAAGAAUUGGCCGCUGGUCUUAUUUGAUAUAACGAAAACCAAUUUUUGUUACCCUGAAAAAUAAAGAUAAAAAUAAAUAAAUAGGAUUUUAUAUUGAGAACACCAUGUGGAAAAAAAAUAAAAAUUUGAAGAAAAAAACAAGACUUAAUUAUACUUUGGACAUUUUUAGAGCGGGGGAUAUUUGGUUGUGAUAUUCCAAGGUAACUAGCAUUUGACGAUUUGUUGCGGUGGAAGAGUACGGGCAUGAUUAAAAUUGUUGGAUGCAUUUAACAGCACUUGCCUUAAUUGCUCUAACCGGAAAAUAAAUCAUGUGGAUAACGAAAUGUGGUUUAAGGAAGAAUUCCCAAAUGCCAGUGAAAUGCUGAAUGUAGGCUACUGCAGGCGCAGAUCAUUACAUUCAUGUCCGUAAUAAAGAUCAGUUAACUACCAAAAUAUCACAUGACUCCUGAUUGGGGUAUGUCCAAUUUUAACAUCCAAAAUUUAUUUUCGUGAUGUUGCAAAUGUUUUCAACUCUCAACAAACGAAUAAAUAAGUUAAAAAUUCAAUAAACGCACCUCAAUUUUAUUUAUUUGGUGAGAUGCUGGAUACAGUUUGGAUUUAGAACGAAUUUUACAUGCCUAAUACUUCCUUUUUU